AUGAAAGAAAAAUUUCCCGGAAAAGUGAUUCUCUCUGUUGAGGAAAUUGCACAUUGCUUUACAGAGUUUCAUGUGUUUGACGUUCGAUAUAAUCUCAGCAACAAAGAUUAUGGUAUGAACGAGUACACAAAGGCCCACAUUCCGCGAGCCACCUUCGCUGACCUGGACGAGUCCCUUUGCGGGCCCCUCACCAACACCACCGCACGCCAUCCUCUGCCCGAUGUACAUGUGUUCAUUGAUUGGUGCAAGGCCAACGGCAUCAGCCCGCAAAGGCCAGUGCUCUGCUAUGAUGAUCAGUGCGGUGGAAUGGGUGCUUGCCGUAUGUGGUGGAUGCUGCACGCCCUGGGCGUUGAGGCUUAUGUGUUGAAUGGCGGCUUUGAUGCGUACCGUGCGGCGGAACUCCCAGUGGAAUCGGGCCCACAGAAAGAAAAGCCGCAGCCAGUGGAAAGUUGGCCGUACGGCACUGUCUUUAAACGUGCCCUCACCAUUGACGAGGUGCCACCGAAUGCGUUGUUGGUAGACUCACGUGUGAUGGAGCGGUUUUCGACUACCGUGCGUCCAUAUGCGCAGGACACAAUGGCUGGACACAUUGAAAACGCCGUGUGUGUGCCGUGGAACGCAAACAUUGUGGUGGACAACCACCGCAAACGCCUUCGACCAGACGAUGAGUGUCGCAGUAAUUUACUGAGGGCCCUCAAAGGUGCAUGGGGUGCGGGGAAGCCGGAUCUUUCCAAUUGUGUGUUUUACUGCGGCAGCGGCGUGACGGCGACUCUCAACAUUGCGCUGCUGUGCCACUUGGGUCUUGGCGAGCCGUAUUUGUAUUGCGGCUCCUGGUCUGAGUAUACGGGCCGCUUUGCAUUUGCCAUAACUCGUCACAUUGUGGAGCAAUACGGGAUGUAUUUCAAGAUGCUCUCAGCCAACCUUGGUGAGAACCCAAAGGCGGCGAUGAGUACUGCUCUCAUUAUGGUGGAUGGAUCGGUGGUGGACGUUACGGACGCUGAAGUGGAGUCGGCUGUGAAACACAUGCAUAUUGGAGAAAAAGCAGAAGUGUUUUUUAAGAGCGGACGUACGGUUGUCAUUGAAGUGACACCUCGUGUAUAG
Molecule: messenger RNA, 1101 nt
Organism: Trypanosoma theileri
Lineage: Eukaryota; Euglenozoa; Kinetoplastea; Trypanosomatida; Trypanosomatidae
Product: mercaptopyruvate sulfurtransferase
Exons: 1
Coding region: 1-1101 (366 amino acids)
Biological process (GO): transsulfuration
Molecular function (GO): thiosulfate-cyanide sulfurtransferase activity
Source: RefSeq, a predicted model, not a curated record